CACUUCUGCCCAACUCCUCCAGAAGAAGAACAUUUGCUAUUAAAACAGUGCCCUGAGAUUGAAGUGACCAGAUCACUGGCAUAUUUUUCAUUGUCGUCGCGCGAUCUUUAAGGACCCAAAAUGAAGGUGGGCCGCUACACUGUUACCAUGGUUACAGUUUUCGUCGUCGUCGUCCCGCUGUGUUGCCAAAUGAAAAGUUGGGACGCGCACUUGAAGCACAUGAACGACGUGCUGGACGAUUUCACUCCAUCUGAGGGUCGUUGCCGCCUCAUGUACGAAGGCAAAGAUGAGUUUGAGCGCUUCAAUCGCUGUUUUCAGGAUGCUACGACGCGUCAUGCGUACCUGAACUCAUUUUCAACUAAACCUCAGUCUGCUAAGUAUGGAAUAAACCACUUCUCCUCCCUUUCACCCAAGGAAUUCCGAGAUUUGUACCUGCGAGCAAUCUCUGCGCCCGCUCCGCCGUUCCUCGGAGCCAAUACAAGGGAGCUGCCGGCCAAAUUUGACUGGAGGGACCGAGCGGUCGUGGCGCCGGUCCAGGACCAACAAGCAUGUGGGAGCUGCUGGGCGUUUAGCGUGGUGGGCGCCGUGCAAGCGGCCAGCGCCAUAGCGGGUGCGUCGCUGGAGGAGCUCAGCGUGCAGCAAGUCGUCGAUUGCUGCUUUCCAAAUGAAGGCUGCAGUGGAGGAUCCACGACGAAAGCUCUGCUCUGGUUACAAACGACCAGAGUGAAACUGGUGCCACAGUCAGAGUAUCCAUACAAAGCCAAGAAUGGGAUGUGCCAGUUUUUCUCCCAGCCUCAAGAGGGCGUCACCGUGAGGAACUUUACUGCUUACAACUUCAGCGGUCAGGAGGAGGCAAUGAAGGCAGAGCUGGUGGCACGAGGUCCUCUCUCUGCCCUCGUGGAUGCAGUCAGUUGGCAGGACUACUUGGGAGGAAUCAUCCAGCACCACUGUUCCAGUCAUUGGCCCAACCACGCAGUGCUCGUGGUGGGUUAUGACACCACCGGGGCAAUACCUUUCUGGAUAGUACAAAAUUCCUGGGGCACAGACUGGGGAAGCCAGGGUUAUGCUUACGUCAAAAUUGGCAGCAACCUUUGCGGUAUUGCGGGUUCUGUGGCGGCUGUGUUGGUUUGACAGCAUGCAAAUAAAUCACUUUACAAGGGAUUUGAUGUUGGGCUUUAUUUAGGCACAAAAAUACACCCUUAAUUCAGAACAAAUGCUAUGUACAACAAACAUUUCUUUUAAAUACAAAAUGAUACCGGUUCGCAUACAGAAAUUAUAGUAAACAAUAUAUUAGACGUAUAAUAAAAUGUGGAACUGACACUAACUGGACAUAACUAUGUAUACUACUAAUAUUUGCGCUUAUCAGAGUAGACGUGCCUAAUGUCGUGUCCAGUGAGCAUAUGAACAUUAUAUACACAUCACAUUUUCUUAAUUUCCAUGCUGUGCAAAUAGUUUUAGAUGCUAAGCAUCAUAUUAUUAUAAACUAACUGUAUUUACAUCCUCGCGGGAUCGCCACGUAAUACUUAGUGUGCUUUAUGGAUGAAAAAGUGGUCAUGUGGAAAGAUGAACAAGUUAUGCAUAACAAGUCUUUUUGUAUGUGUUUUUUUCCUCUUCUCUUGUCAUUUUCUGAGCUAGUCCGAGUCCUCGCUGCUGCAGUAGGAGCUGUCGCAGCACUCAGCCGUGUAAAGGAAGGUGUGGACAUCGGGAGUCAACUUGGGCACCCAAUGGCGAGGCACUAGGUACGUGGCCAGGUUGAACAAGUCCACAAAGACUUUGUAGCGGUCACUGCAGAGAAGAAAGCAAAAUCAUAAAUUAAAAAUUAGUCAGCUUUGUCCUGUCAAUGAUAUGUACCAGCAUGAAACAAGGAGUGGUAUUGUAACACCGGGGUGCUAAGGUUGCCAUUAGGGUUGGGUCAUUUAUCAAAAUGUAAUUGGGAUUCCCAUUUUGGAUUGUCCUGAUCAUAAAAACAGUAUAAUGGGAGAAAAACGAUUAAAUGUACCAAACUGUAAGGUGUAUAUUACAUAUUAUACAGUGCCCUCCAUAAUUAUUGGCACCCCUGGUUAAGAUGUGUUUUUUAGCUUGUAAUAUAUAUAUAUAUAUAUAUAUAUAU
This is a messenger RNA of Corythoichthys intestinalis (scribbled pipefish), 2110 nucleotides long. RefSeq names its product cathepsin O (gene ctso). Gene Ontology annotation, molecular function: cysteine-type endopeptidase activity. Lineage: Eukaryota; Metazoa; Chordata; Actinopteri; Syngnathiformes; Syngnathidae. Gene Ontology annotation, cellular component: lysosome. The record is from RefSeq and is a predicted model, not a curated record. The coding region runs from base 121 to 1131 and encodes 336 amino acids. The transcript is spliced from 8 exons.